Messenger RNA from Archocentrus centrarchus (flier cichlid), 3836 nucleotides. RefSeq lists its product as uncharacterized. Gene Ontology annotation, molecular function: DNA-binding transcription factor activity, RNA polymerase II-specific; RNA polymerase II cis-regulatory region sequence-specific DNA binding. The coding region runs from base 72 to 3836 and encodes 1254 amino acids. The record is from RefSeq and is a predicted model, not a curated record. The transcript has 19 exons. Gene Ontology annotation, biological process: regulation of DNA-templated transcription. NCBI's taxonomy places the organism in Eukaryota, Metazoa, Chordata, Actinopteri, Cichliformes, Cichlidae.
GCACGUUCCCCCACGCGCGUUAAUUGUUCCAGCUUCGGUUCUGAGGUGAGCUGGACCCACGGAGCCCCACCAUGGAGCCGGACUCACCCGACACCAACACGUCCAAGACCGACAUGCUGAGAGGAGUCAUCGCCGAAAAACUCACCUUGGCCGCCCGGGAGAUCUUAGCGGUGGUGGAGAGGACUGUAGCCGACUACGAGGAGGAGGCUGUAGGCUUCAGGCAGGAGAUCGACCGGCAGAGGAGGCUGCUGGAGCUCCUGCAACCUGAGGUCAAGCUGGAGGCUUUAGACGACCAGCAGCUGUUUUCCCUUUGUGAGGCCGGAGGAGGUCAUCUACCACAAGAUCAGGAGCAGCACAAAUAUGAGCCGAGGGUGGAGUACAGUCGAAGCCUGGGAUUCCCCAGCUACACCGAGGAACAGAUGGAGGAAGAUGAACAUGAAGAGGAGGAUGAAGAGGAGGAGGAGGAGGCGGCACAGCAACAUUACGAAACAGCACCAAGGCUUGUGCCUUCCAUGGUUCAGACUGAUGGGCGGAGAGCAGACAGAGCUUGGAUCAGUGAAACACAGAACUUUGUAGACCUCAGGAUCUGCAUCCUGGAAGACUCGAGGAUUGAUGUGCUUUCAAAGAGGGUGUUUCAGAAGUAUCCGCUUCAUGAGUUGCAGUGUCGUUGUGGCCUUCAGGAGGCCGAGUUCCUGGACCUGCUGAGGUCCACCUUCCCCCAGCUGGCUGCCGAUGAAACUUUUGAAGUUUUUAUAACUGAUAGUACCAGGAAGCUGCAGCCUCUUAACAUAGACUCGUGGACUCCAGAGGAGAUUAAAAAGACCAUCAGGGCCACUGGGAAUUCUGCCCUCUACAUCCGCCUGAAGAAUCAGAAGAGUUCAGAAGAUGAAGAUCUUCAUCUAUUGCACAGAAAUGAUAAUGCUGCUGCAGCCGAUGAUGAUGAUGAUGAUUCUUCAUCUACCACUGAUCAAACCAGCAAGUCCGUUAGGAGGAAGAUUGGCAGACCCUGGAUCGUGAAACCACAGACACAUGUAAUGAUCAGAAUCCGCAUCCUGGAUCACUUGGAGUCAGAUGUGCUCUCAGCCAGAGUGUUUCAAAUGUGCCCGCUUCAUGAGCUGCAGUGUCCUCGAGGUCUACAGGAGGCCGACUUCCUGUACCUGCUGAGGUCCACCUUCCCUCAGCUGGCUGCCGAUGAACCUUUUGGAUUCUUUGUGACUGACAAAAGCAGGAAACUCAGGCCUCUGAAAGUACAGUCACUGACAACAGAGGAGGUCGAGAGGGUCACGAGGACUUCGACGCUCUACAUACGACUGAAGCCCCCGGGAGAGUUUCAUGCCUCAACAAAACAGUUCCAGCAGGAAGAAGAUGCUGUUGCUGAACAUCAUCCAUCCACCCCAAAUCCAACCAGACAGAAACCCAGAGUUCAGUCUGGGAGGAGGAAACCUGGCAAGUCUCGGAUCAGCCAGCGGAACACCCACAUAGAUCUCAGGAUCCGGAUCCUGAAGGACCCUCAGAUGGAGGUGCUCACACCCCAAGUGUUCCUGAAGAACCAGCUUCAAGAGCUGCGGUGUCCUCGUGAUCUACAGGAGGCCGACUUCCUGGACCUGCUGAGGUCUACCAUCCCCGAGCUGGCUGCCGGUAAACGUUUUGACGUCCUCAUAGCUGAUAGAAACCGGGUACUGCAGCUGCUGAGAGUACACACGCUGACUCCAGCGGAGAUCCACAGAGCCGUCGCUUUAACAAGAAACACUACCAUCUUCAUCCGACUGAAGGGAGAAGAUCCGUCCACCCCAAAUCCAACCAGACUGAACACCAGAGUUCAGAUUGAGAGGAAGAACCCCAGCAGGCCUCGGCUCAAUCAAUCAGAAACCCACAUAGAUCUGAGGAUCCGCAUCCUGGAGGACUCUGAGAUGGAUGUGAUUGCACCCCAGGUCUUUCAGAACCACCCAGUUCAUGAACUGCAGUGUCAGCGUGGACUGCAGGAGGCAGACUUUAUAAAACUGCUGAGGUCCACCUUCCCUCAGCUGGCUGCUAACGUACCUUUUGACAUCCUCACAGUUGACAGAAACAGGAAACUGGUUUCUCUGAAUGUAGACUCACUGACUCCAGAGCACAUCUACAUGGCCUGCAAGGCCACAAGGAUCAGUGUCCUCUUUAUUCGACUGAAGGCACCAGAGAAAGUCCAGGCUGGUGCGAGGAAGUUUCACCUCCUGCAGAGAAAAGUCGGCGCCGCUAGAGAGUCGUCAUCUUUACCUGAACAAACCGUGACGCAUGCCAGGGUUCAGUCUGACAAGAGGAAGCCUAGCAGGCCUCGGAUCAGUCUGUCAAGCAGCCAUGUAGAUCUCAGGAUCCGUUUCGUGCAGGACUCUGAGGUCGAUGUGAUUUCACCCAAAGUGUAUAACAAGUACCCUCUGCAUGACCUGAAGUGUCCUCGCGGCCUACAAGAAGCCGAAUUUGUGGACCUGCUGAGGUCCACUUUUCCUGAGCUGGCUGCCGACAAACCUUUUGACAUCCUCACAGCUGACAGAAACAGGAGAUUACAGCCACUAAAAGUAGAGUCACUCACUCCAGAGGAGCUGUACAGAGCCGUAAAGGUGACUGGGAACAUUGUCCUCUUCGUUCGACUGAAGGCACCUGAGGAAGUUCAGGCCAAUACAAAAAAGCUCGACUCUCUGCAGAGAAACUACGAUGCCACUAAAGAGUCCCCAUCCUUUACUGAACAAACUGGGCUGCACACGAGCAGCCGUCAUCAACAAGGAGGAAACACUGGAAACAUUUUGUCCAACAGCUCAACGUCACAUCAUGACGAUGUGGAAUCUGAGGAUGGUAUGGAGUACAGUGGUCUCUCAACUCUGCAGUCCUUAAUACUUUAUGAACGCAAUGAGUUGACUGACGGGCUUGUCAGUGGGAAAACAAACAUAAACGAUGGUCAUCAGAUGAAUGGUGAACCUGCGAAAACAAAGGCGAGGCAACGAGUCAAACAUUCAGUUGUCAGAAUGAAGAAAGCCAAGCAGAAAAUGUUGAUUCAUACGAGUAAUGCUCUGCUGGUCUGUAAAGUCUGCCAAGUUUUACGUGGGUCUGCAAACAUGUUGAUCAAGCACGCCUGGAGUCACGUGGACGAGCGAGAGAGGCUCUGUGGAGUGUGUGGAGAGCAGUUAGAGUCUACAGAGCAGCUCAGGAGUCAUCUUCAGACUCACCAGAAAACGUACAGCUGCAACAUUUGCGGGAAGUCCUUCCUCACUGUCACUGGCUACAAGGGUCACCUUGCUCGACACAAAGGAAACAGGCCAUACGAAUGUAAAACGUGCCACAAAGCGUUCUCCGAGAAGUGGGUGCUGAGGAACCACGAGUUCAGGGUCCAUGGAAUGGAUAAGCCGCAUAGAAAAAAAUUCUCAAAUUUGAAGCUCAAACGUCACCGGCCAACCCACCACGCGGGUGGGAAGCCACACAACUGCAACGUGUGCGGGAAGCGCUUCCGCCGCCUGGAAACUUUAUCCCAACACGUGGCGCUUCACUCAGGUAGCACAGCAGCCGCAGACGGCAAGAUCCACAUGAAGAACCACAGCAGGGAGAGGUUGUUCAGUUGCGAUAAAUGCAACAAGAAGUUCUUUCACAAAUCAAAUGUGGCGAUUCACAUGAGAGUCCACACUGGGGAGAAGCCUUACAAGUGCACACUCUGUGGGAAGGGUUUUAGCCAGGGCCACUGUGUGAAAAGACAUCUGCUGAUCCACCAGAGGAAGAAAAAGCACCAGCAAACAGAGCAGCUUCCUAGGGUUGAAAUUGAAGACAGUUAUGGUAAGAUGGAUGUCAUGGCCGCUCCCCAUAAAUUAAGCUAA